AUGCAUGUUCUCCCUUUGAGUGGUGACCUUGAGGCUGGAGACCCAGGUCUCACUCAUCUUUGCACCGCAGCCGCUGGCUUGCAGCAGGUGGGCAGCAAGUGCAGGAGGCAGGGAAAGGAGAGGGGGAGAGAGGGUCGCUCCUUCCUACUGAUUCAGGUCAACCAGUGGGUCAGGUUCUGUGCUUGUUUCCUCUGCCAGAUACUCUUGCGUCAGGUGGACACACAGCUCAUGCCCUCAUCUCCUUCAGGCCUCUCCUCCAACGUCAGUUCUCCAACGUCCGGUACUGCAGUUCCCAUGAACUGCAUUCCCCCAGUCCCCAUCUCGAGCCUUACCUUUCUUCACGCUCUCUUGUUCCCUUCCACCACCACUGGUCUCUCUGCUUCUCUCACUGAAAUGUCAGCUCCAGGUGGGCAGCUAUCUUUGAUUUGUUCUCUGCUGUGUCCUUCGCACCUAGUAGAUGCUCACUAA
Messenger RNA from Rangifer tarandus platyrhynchus (Svalbard reindeer), 468 nucleotides. The record is from the annotation of a GenBank genome assembly. NCBI's taxonomy places the organism in Eukaryota, Metazoa, Chordata, Mammalia, Artiodactyla, Cervidae.